AUGAGUGAAAAUGAGUCUAUGUAUGGGACAAUUUUGUCUCAAGAAUCCAUCAAAGUGAUAGCAGAGAGUAUUGGUGUUGGCAAUUUCCCAGAUGAAGCUGCAAAAGAUCUUGCAGAGGAUGUUAGUUACAGGUUAAAAGAAAUUGUUCAGGAUGCUGCAAAAUUCAUGAGACACGGAAAACGUCAACGAAUGACUACACAUGACAUAGAUCAUGCACUGAAGAUUAAGAACAUUGAGCCAACAUAUGGUUUUUUUGCCAAGGAUCACAUACCAUUUCGCUUUGCAUCAGGUGGUGGUAGAGAAUUGCAUUUUGUAGAAGAAAAAGAAAUCGACCUUAAUGAAAUUGUAGCUACAGCUGGUGGACAGUCAUGGCCAAAGCUACCUCUAGAAAUUACAUUACGAGCUCAUUGGCUAUGUAUUGAUGGAGUUCAACCUACGAUACCAGAAAAUCCACCACCAGUAUCAAAAGAUUCCCAGAAAUUGGAAAGUGUUGAUCCGACUAUUAAGCUUUCAAGUAAAAAUCAAAACAUUGGCGUUGGUAAACCAGGUGGUGGUGGCAAAAGUCAAAAGCUACGGAACAUUGAAACUGUUCAUGUAAAGCAGCUCGCAACACAUGAACUCAGUGUGGAACAGCAAUUGUACUACAAAGAAAUAACCGAAGCCUGUGUUGGAUCUGAUGAAGCUCGUAGGGCAGAGGCUCUUCAAUCGCUCUCAGCAGAUCCUGGUCUACAUGAGAUGUUGGCGCGCAUGUGCACUUUUAUUGCGGAGGGAGUACGGGUUAACGUAGUACAAAAUCACCUCGCAUUGCUCAUCUACCUGAUGCGAAUGGUCAAGGCUCUACUUGAUAAUCCAAGCCUUUAUUUGGAGAAAUAUCUUCACGAAUUAAUACCAUCGGUUGCAACCUGUAUAGUUUCUCGACAAUUGUGCAUGAGACCGGAGGUAGACAAUCAUUGGGCAUUACGCGAUUUUGCUUCCCGACUAAUGGCGCAGAUAUGUAAAAAUUUUAACACCUCUACGAAUAAUGUGCAAACUAGAGUCACACGUAUGUUUAGUCAAGCAUUGGCAAAGAAUAAUCAGACACCUUUGGCAUCUUUAUAUGGGGCAAUCGAAGGUCUUUGUGAAUUAGGACCAGAAGUGAUUAAAGCUCUAGUUAUUCCUAAAAUUAAGUCCAUCUCUGAACGUAUUGAAUCAUGUAUCGAGGGCCAAGGACUAUCUAGUGUGGAUAAAAAUGGAGCAGGACAUAUCAAGACAUUACUUGUGAAAUCAGUUGCUCCAAUCUUGAAAACAAUAAGAUCGCCACCAGAUUAUGUGGACGAGUAUAAACAGGAUUAUGGAUAUAUAGGGCCUGCAUUGUGCGCUGCAGUUGUAAAAGCUCGCACACAACCGGCUGCUUUAACAACUACAGCUACAACUACAACACUUACCACAAAUCAGCAACAAGGUUCUUCUAAUUGUACAGGAAAAACACUUGUGCAAACAGUAACCAGUUCGAGUACAGGUCAACAACCCGGUCGCACAUUCAUGCUUGGCACAAGCAGAAAUACUGCCGGAACUUCCGCUACCGGUGGACAAAAAUUUGUUAUUUUACAAUCACGCUCGCAAACUCCUACUAUCUCCAAUAUAAAUACCACUAUCAAUACUAGUUCAAUGCAGCAACAACAACAACAACAACAACAACAGCAGCAGCAGCAACAGCAGACACAGGCACAAACACAACAACCACAGCAGCAACAACAGCAGCAGCAAGUUAAAUUGACACAGACUAAUGUCGCCCAACAGAAGACACAUGUACAGAGUUCUACACCGAAAUUAGUUGUAGUGUGUAUGGCCGCUAGUAGUCAUACUAACACAUCAGUGACGCAGCAGGCAAAUCUUACGGGAAAUUAUAAUAUAUAUAUAAAUAAUAUAAAGUAUAUAAGUGUGUGA
Molecule: messenger RNA, 1926 nt
Organism: Cyphomyrmex costatus
Lineage: Eukaryota; Metazoa; Arthropoda; Insecta; Hymenoptera; Formicidae
Product: transcription initiation factor TFIID subunit 6
Exons: 8
Coding region: 1-1926 (641 amino acids)
Biological process (GO): RNA polymerase II preinitiation complex assembly; transcription initiation at RNA polymerase II promoter
Cellular component (GO): SAGA complex; SLIK (SAGA-like) complex; transcription factor TFIID complex
Molecular function (GO): protein heterodimerization activity; transcription coactivator activity; RNA polymerase II general transcription initiation factor activity
Source: RefSeq, a predicted model, not a curated record